Molecule: messenger RNA, 1001 nt
Organism: Acanthoscelides obtectus
Lineage: Eukaryota; Metazoa; Arthropoda; Insecta; Coleoptera; Chrysomelidae
Source: the annotation of a GenBank genome assembly
GUCUAUCCGUUAUAAUGCAAUACAAUAAGCACAUGGGCGGUAUCGAUUAGGCCAAUUCAUUACUUGGUCUGUAUCGCAGUCCAAGCAGAUCGAAAAGAUGGUACUUCCCAAUUUUCACAUGGGUUCUUGAUAUGUCAGUGAUCAACGCCUGGCUUCUGUAUAGAAAGGACUGCAACACAGCACGUGUAACGUCAAAAUCGCUAAAGGAGUUCCGUAUGGAAUUAGCCAAAUCGUUAGCCAACGCAGGAAAACAAAGUUCUCGUGGCAGACCAUCCAUUUCCUCGACUAAUAAAACCCGUGCGAAAAUAAUAUCAAACCCUAUACUGCCGAGACCUGAUAUCACCACCCAAAAUGAUGGCAUAGGUCAUUGGCCAACUUAUGGUACAAAAGGAAAAUUACAGCGAUUUUCCAGGCCCAUGCUUUUUUACGACCAACGAAUAUCAAUACCAAGCGAUUUGAAAGAAGCUAUCAAAUGCAUCCACGGAUUCACGAGACACUGCAUGAAGAACGAGCACAGGAAGCAUUUCAGGAAACUGUUCCACGGCACUGCAUAUACUGUUCACGAACUUUGCAGAAAUGGAACACAUCAAGAAGAAUACCUGAAACAUGCUCCCUGUAUGCAGAAAGUGGAAAAACAGAACGCCAUCUGCUUCAAACGGUACACGACAGCGAUGCACGAGAUCCAAUCGAAAACACCAGCAUCCGAGAUCAGUCCGGCAGAACCAGAUAUCAUCAAUCUAAUGAAAAAGAAGCGAGAGGCAGCUGACGAAGGCAUCAAAAACGUUUGUUGCGCUUUUCAAGAAUACGUAGAAUGUUCCACUCAUGCAGUAAGAAGACAAUGUGGGGAAGAGGCUGCAGAUUUCAGUAGAGCAUUCCUGGAUAAAAUGUCUUCUUCAAUGAUACAGGUAAUGAAUACAGUAGGAUCAUUCCAGACUAGAAACUGUUCCGUAAAUAUAUUUAUUUUAUAUUUAUAUACUUCGAAGUUGAGUCAUUUAUUUUAA